This is a messenger RNA of Xenopus laevis (African clawed frog), 2170 nucleotides long. RefSeq names its product albumin-like. The transcript has 9 exons. The coding region runs from base 20 to 1309 and encodes 429 amino acids. The record is from RefSeq and is a predicted model, not a curated record. NCBI's taxonomy places the organism in Eukaryota, Metazoa, Chordata, Amphibia, Anura, Pipidae.
AACAAAUACUCAAUGUACGAUGCAGUGCGCUUAUUUGAUCCCAAGGAAGACCAGCACAUUUUUCAUCAUGAACAAGUUUUACUACCUAUUGUCCUUUGUCGUGCUGCAACAUAUUGGUAUUUCUGAAAGCCACAGUGACCCAGGACUUCACCAGACUAUUGGUAAUGACACCAAUAAGGGAUGUGAGCUGACAUUUGAUACACAAGUUGUUUUCCAGACUAAUGCCCUGAUUUUCUAUAGUCAGAUAUUAGUUAAAAACUCAUUAGAAGAUAUUAGGAGCCUGGUGCGGAGCCUGUCUGAUUUUGUAUCAAAUUGCUGCAUGCAGGAUGCAAGGAAAGACUGCUAUCAAGAUAAGAAUAGCAUCUUUAUUGAUAGAGUGUGUGAGGAUCCAGUUUCAAAAUCCAAGAGCCAUGAUAUAAGUAUGUGUUGUAGCAAAGGGCAUAUGGAGAGAGAGCAAUGCUUCAGAGCUGUACAGAAUGGUCCCUCUGUAAAAAUGCCUGAGAUUGACACUUUGGUGCCUUUUUGGACACAAUGCUUGGAAUUUAUAACUGAUCAACGCACAUUUAUGGAAAUGUAUAUUUAUAGUUUAUCAAGACAUUAUCGAAUAUAUCCGCCCAAAACAAUGGCUAAAAUUAUUUUUGCAUCAUUAAGAACAUACCGUAUCUGCUGUAAAUUAUCUACUUCUUUAUACUGUAUUGAUGAUGUGGAACAACAGAAUAAAAAAAUUAAAAAAAAUGUAACAAUAGCAGAUAAUAACAUCUGUACAGAAUACAAAAAAACUGGAAUGGGCCAGACCAUUUUAUGGGGUAUAAAAUAUUUUACUAUGCACCAUCCAGUUGGCUUAAUGGGAAAGGCAGCUGAAUUUGGUACCACCUACCAGAAAUUCUCUUCCCAGUGUUGCGAUGAGACAAAAUGGACAUCAGAUUGUUUCUUAGAUGAGUCGGAAGUUCUGCUUCUUCAGUUCUGCUCCAAGUCAAGCUCAGCUGCACAGGUUGCUUGCUGCCAGAUGAAUGGGAGACAACGAUCAACAUGCUUAGAUAAUGUUGCAGACAAGGAAGCACAGACAAUCUCCAGAGAGAUACAUGUGACAUCUGAGCAGCUUUGCAGAAUUCACAGUGCACCAGAUGGAAGUUUUAUUAUGUGGUACGCUUAUGAAUAUACGAGAAGAAACAGAAAUAGUUCCCUGGAUGUUGUCUUGAAGUCUGUUUCUGAAUUAGGACUAGCUCUAAAACUGUGUUGCCAGAACCAAAACAAAUUUAAUUGCCUGUCCACACACCUUCCACCAUUACGGUUUUCAAUCCCUUCUUAGUGAAUACUGUUCAUAUCUAUCGCAUUGCAGGUUCUAAAACACAGCAACAAAAAUGUGUUUUUGUAUGUUCUUAUACAAGUAUACUGAACAAUGACAUAACAGCAAUAAAAAAAAAUAUUACAGUGAUAAAACUGUGUCUGAAAGCAUCCACUGCUCAUAGAUUUUACAUACCUGCCUGGAUUCCUGAAAAUGAGCAAAAGUUCUGACUGAUGGCUAGAAUCAAAUAUGUUUUCCAUUUGAUUGCUUGUUUCAAAAGGUGUUUCACAAUUAGGGGUUGAUUUACUAAAACUCAUAUUUAUCAAAUUUUUUUAUGAAAACAAAUCCGACCACACUCCCUUUCAUGAUUUGAACUCAGUUAUCAUUAUUUUUUCUCGAAAAAAUCGGAGUGAUAAAACAUCAACAAUUUUAUUGAAUCUAUUUAUAGAUUUAUUGUGAGGGUUUUUUUCCAUAAUUUUUUUUUUUUUUUAGGAGGGAUUUUCUCCUCCUAAAAACUUUGACCAGAAAAAAAGCCGAAGUUUAAUAAAUGAUCCCUUACAUGUUCCAACAUUGACCAAUAUACAGCUCUAAUCUGAAAUGCUGUCACAAUGUACAAAUUUAGGAUGUUAUGCAUAUAAAGAGAAUUUUAUAUGGUUAAUUGUCAUAAGAGUGCUAAACAAUCUGCUGCAUUGAGCAGCGAGGUGAAUGAAAUUAGGAAUGAAUCAGAUCUCAAACAUAGUCAAAGAUUUUCCUACAAUAUAGUUAUAUAUUGGGACAUAGACAUAACCACUAUGGCACCUACUGUAUUUAUUACGCUGUGUAAAAUAAAAUUCGCCAACAAAAACGGUGUCAAAAGCUGUGCAAAAUAAAUGUGGGAUUUAUCAA